AUGGACGCUCCAGAACCGGAGACCACGGCCUUUGAUGCCAUGAGCGCACAAACCAACCGUGUGAUGCGCAAAUACCAAGCCUACCUCGACGCCUCAACACCCUACGUCCCCCACCGCUGGGCCUUCACCAUCCUCCUGCUGAUCGCCUUCUUCCUGCGCAUCGUCUUCGCGCAGGGCUGGUACAUCGUCGCCUACUGCCUGGGCAUCUACCUGCUGAACCUCUUCCUCGCUUUCCUGCAGCCCAAGUUCGACCCUUCACUCACGCAGGACGAGGGGCUCGAAGACGGCGGGAGUGGCGAUGGAGAUCGGAGUGCGUUGCCGACGAAGCAGGAUGAGGAGUUCCGGCCGUUCAUUAGGAGGCUACCGGAGUUCAAGUUCUGGUAUAGUGCGACCAGGAUGAUUAUGGGCUGCUUCGUGGCGAGUUGGUUUGAGAUCUUCAAUCUGCCCGUCUUCUGGCCGGUGUUGGUGGUUUAUUGGUUCAUACUGUUCAGUCUGACAAGUGAGUUCGAAUGUCAUUCCGUGGCUGCUUGGUGUACGCAAUCGUCAAGCAGAGGUGCUGACUGGUAUGGUGUGAACAGUGCGACGGCAGAUUCAGCACAUGAUAAAAUACCGCUACGUGCCCUUCUCAAUCGGCAAAGCGAGAUACAGUGGUCGGCAUUCAUGAAUACUGUGGCUUGGGAUACCCGAUACGAAGAAGAUCAUGAGUACAAGCAAUGGAAGAAGACACUGUGGCAAUAA
Messenger RNA from Endocarpon pusillum Z07020, 738 nucleotides. RefSeq lists its product as uncharacterized. The coding region runs from base 1 to 738 and encodes 245 amino acids. NCBI's taxonomy places the organism in Eukaryota, Fungi, Ascomycota, Eurotiomycetes, Verrucariales, Verrucariaceae. Gene Ontology annotation, cellular component: Golgi membrane. Gene Ontology annotation, biological process: protein retention in ER lumen; retrograde vesicle-mediated transport, Golgi to endoplasmic reticulum. The record is from RefSeq and is a predicted model, not a curated record. The transcript has 2 exons.